UUAAGCUCCUUUUACCAGCUUACAGGGCAGGUUUCCCAUCGAAGAAGCGUUCUGCAAAGUGCUUAACUACCCCACCUCAAUCCCAGACGGGACCAAGGGACAAUAUCGAAACAUAUAUCUCUGUUUCAGUCAAGCUCUUCAAGUUUAACUCCCAACGAACGGAAUUUGAACCAAUCAUUCUACUCAGGAGCUUUUUCGAUCACACCGUUCCUUUUUUGGGUUUACCAGAUUUAUGGAGCUUUUAUGUGUUUAGCAACGUUGGAAGUGUUUUGGACAGUGAUCGAAGUAAUGAUGGAUGUUUGCAAUUGGGACGGAACCGUGUCUGCAAAGGAUUUCAGAAUUGGUGCUCUCUCAUUUGCUCAGAAAUGGGAAAGUCUUAACUCUGCUUUUCCUCCAUGGUCUUGGGUUCCUUGUCCUAAGCACUCUUGGCUUGCUUCUCAUGAGCUUUUGCAGGAGGAGGGAUACUUGUCACUGGAAAAUAUAUGCAUUUCCAGGCCAAAUGAGGAAGAUAUUGAUCAAAAUAGUCAAACUGACCCUGGGGAAGAAGAGACCAGUUGCUCUGAGAAAGAAGAUGAUAUUGACGAUGCCACAUUGGUCCAAAGCAAUCAUCAUGAAUUGCAUUACUGUGACUUCCAUGUAGUAUACAGUUAUACAUUUAGGGUUCCGGUGCUAUAUUUACGUGCUUACUGCAGUGAUGGACGACCUUUGCUGUUGGAUGAAAUUGAGAAGGAGCUUCCUGCCUGCUCUUCAAAGGAAUUGCCAGAAACAAAAUGGGCGUUCAUAACUCAAGAGGAACAUCCAUACUUGAAAAGGCCGUGGUACAAAUUGCAUCCAUGUGGGACCAGUGAGUUUAUGAAGCUGCUUUUCCUUGGUGGUGAUACUGCUCAGCCUAAAUUGGAGGUGGUCCUGGAACUCUAUCUCCUGUCAUGGUUCUCAGCUGUUGGUCAAGUGGUUGGUCUUACGAUCCCUUGUAAAAUGUUAAAUGACCGCUGAUAGUCCCGCCUUUUUUCUUUCCAGGUUCUUAUACAGUUGAAUCCAAUAUUUUUCACUCAAUAAUUUUAAUUCUUUUUUCUGCAAAA
Molecule: messenger RNA, 1079 nt
Organism: Theobroma umbraticum
Lineage: Eukaryota; Viridiplantae; Streptophyta; Magnoliopsida; Malvales; Malvaceae
Gene: ATG10
Product: autophagocytosis-associated family protein
Biological process (GO): autophagosome assembly; protein modification by small protein conjugation; protein lipidation
Cellular component (GO): cytosol
Molecular function (GO): Atg12 conjugating enzyme activity
Source: RefSeq, a predicted model, not a curated record